AUGGGGCACCUCCCUCAACAACCUCCUAGCAGCACAACAUGGGGCGGGCCCGCCUCCUUCGGCCGGCCUACUAGGGGCGUCGGUGUACGGGCCUCCAGGGUGGAGGCCGCCUCCCUGGUUGGCUCGUGCCAGAGUCACACGUGGCCCUUCCAUGGCUGGCAGCGAUGCACCUUCACGCCCGUCGCCCCCUUCUGUUCUUUCUGCUUCCGCACCAAACUCAGCACCAGCAGGAGAGGGGGAGGGGAGAGAGAGGGAGGGGGGCAGAGUGGGAGAAGGGGAGCAAUGCCGAUCGUGUCCGAGGGCGGGCGGCGGGGGGACAGCGGGAGCUCCGGCUUCGGCCGCCGGGGCCAGCGCUCCGGGCCGGCUGCGGGCGGCGGCGGGUCGUUUUCGUCGUCGUCGGUUGUGCUGGGCAGCGACAGCAGGGCGGCGGUGCUGCAGUGCGACGAGAUGGAGGAGAGCGACGGGGAGGUGCAGAGCUCCAUCAGAGGGCCGCUCGACACCUUGGACGCGCUACAGGAAGCACUGCCCAAGAACAGGAAAAGAUUACCCAAAUUCUACAAUGGCAAGUCGAGUUCCAGGGCGAAUGCUGCUGAACCUGCACAAGACACUGCAAAUCCUGGGAAACCAUCCCCCAAGAAGCGCAAGGGCUUCCUUUCUUUCAGUUUCAGCUGGAACAAGUCGCGGAGCAAAGGGUCAAGUUCAAGCAGAAGGCGUGAUGCCGCCGCCACCAGCUCCAAGAACUGGAGGAAGACACUGCCUCCAUCUCCCACUACAAGCUCCUCUCAGCGCAACAGCAGGGGUGGUGGCAACGAGCACGCUCGCCGCUGGCUGCAUAGGAGAUCCAGCACAAGCAGGGGCGUCUCUGCUUCUCCACCAUCUGCUUCCCUUCGGUCCCAGCUGAUCGCCGUCCAGAUGCAGUCGGUUUGUCUGGAGGAUGUGGAGGAGUCCACCGCCUCGCUCUCGUCCAGGGAGAAGCGCAGGAAGAGCUUGCGGUAGUGACAGACGGCUUCGUCUGUCCACCAGCUCCACCCACCGGUGCCCGUUUCUUCUGUAGAAACCGCGGAAUCCAGUUGCCGGUGCUCCAGUAUUCUCAGUGCCAUGGAUGCUUUACAGUGUAAGGUUCGGCUGCAAUUGUGUACAGUCGCCGAGUGGCGCUAAGUUUCUUACCCUUACACAUAGAACAUAGUAUAAACAUAAUCAAAUCAAUGAUAGAGAUCCUGAACUUGGGAAA
Molecule: messenger RNA, 1231 nt
Organism: Setaria italica (foxtail millet)
Lineage: Eukaryota; Viridiplantae; Streptophyta; Magnoliopsida; Poales; Poaceae
Exons: 3
Coding region: 1-996 (331 amino acids)
Source: RefSeq, a predicted model, not a curated record